This is a messenger RNA of Morone saxatilis (striped sea-bass), 2193 nucleotides long. RefSeq names its product occludin/ELL domain containing 1 (gene marveld2l). NCBI's taxonomy places the organism in Eukaryota, Metazoa, Chordata, Actinopteri, Moronidae. Gene Ontology annotation, cellular component: bicellular tight junction; cytoplasmic vesicle; apical plasma membrane. The coding region runs from base 176 to 1843 and encodes 555 amino acids. Gene Ontology annotation, biological process: bicellular tight junction assembly. The record is from RefSeq and is a predicted model, not a curated record. The transcript is spliced from 6 exons.
GUGGGCCUGGUGGACACGGCAGCCAUUUUACAGUAGGUAUCAGUUCCUGUUUCCUCACAAGCAGACACUCUGACCAGAGAAACAAGUUGGGGUUAAACAGUUUCUCCCCCUCCAUGCCUCAUCAGGAUUGUGUGAAUAUUUCUUUCUCAAUUAAUCACCAAAAUCUGCCAGCAGCAUGAAAAGCUGGAGCAGGAAAUUCAAGAGACAAGAGGCUGACAGUGUGGUUGGGUCGUCCUCUAGCAAGAGAAACUCCUUUAGUGAUCCACCAGUGCCUGUGUGGGUUACUCAUACACCCACACCAGACAAUAUUACAGAUGACGAUGAUACUAACUCCACUAACUGCACAUCCAGUACUCCACCUUACGCAGAGAAUGAGAACAAUGACAAAAAAGGGAGCAUGAAGGACAGGCUUAAAUCCCUUAUCCCUCAGUCAUGGGGUGGCAUUAUCCAUAAAUGGACAAGGGAUAGUGGCAGUUUUAAUGACUCCGAAGCCAGCACCAGAGGCAUCCAGAUCCUUCCUAAUGGGACCAGGGUGAGCCCCCCUGUAAGUCCCCUGCCUGAGCGCAGGAACUGGGGUGAAUCACUGGGCAACUCCAGCGAGAACUCCCAUAAGCCUCUGUUACUGGAGAGCCCCUGUGAUGAUCUGUUCCCAAGAGAGGAAUCUCUACUGACUAGUAUCCACCCUGCAGAGUACUACGCUGAGAAGCUGGAAGUCUAUAACCAGAAGUAUUCUUAUUUGAAAUCCUGGCCAGGUCUGCUCAGACUUCUUGCCGGGCUUCAGCUCCUAUUUGGGGGCAUGGUCUUGGCCUGUGUCAUCGCCUACGUCCAGAAAGACAGUGAGUGGUCCAACAGCUUCGGACUCUAUAACGGUGCAUAUAACAACGGGCUUGGACUGUCUGGGUACAGCUACAGAGGCCCUAUGACUCCCUUUAUACUGGCAAUUGCUGGUGUCUCCUGGAUUAUAACCCUCAUUCUCUUGGUGAUGGGAAUGACUAUGUACUAUCGCACCAUCCUCCUCGACUCCCCCUGGUGGCCUCUGACGGAGGCCUUCAUCAAUGUGGCAAUGUUCCUGCUCUACAUGGCAGCAGGGAUUGUCUACCUGAACGAUUUGAACCGCGGGGGCCUGUGCUACACAACAAUAGGCGUUAACCCGAUCAUGGCCAAUCUGUGUCGGGUUGAUGGGGGCCAGAUGGCGGGAACCGCUUUCAUCUUCAUCAAUAUGACAAUGUAUCUGGGAAGCUUCCUGGUGUGUCUGAAGAUGUGGAGGCACGAGGCCACACGCAGGGAGCGGGAGUACUUUGAGAACAAGGAGGAGUUUCACCAGUCCAUUCCACUAACCCCUCAAAAAACAAAGCGCAUAUCAUUUAAGGAUGAAAUAGAUAAGUCUCUGAGAAAAGAUUAUAACAAUCAAAAUGCACUCACCCCUGAGGUCCAUAAGAACCCAGUCAGUCUUAACAGAACUGACUACACCCCCAAAGUCCACGUCAUCGCAGACUACAUCAUAAAGUAUCCAGAGAUCAGCUGUGUGGAGGAAAGGGAAAAGUACAAAGCUGUUUUCAAUGAUCAGUAUCAGGAAUAUAAGGACCUUCACAGAGACAUCAGCACCACCCUCAGUAAGUUCAGAGAGCUGGAUGCCACGAUGGCGCGACUCCUCAGAGAUGGAAAAAGCCAAGAGGAUCGGCAGAGGAUUCAAAGCAUUUUGAAGCAGUAUCAGCAGAAAAAGAGUGACCCUGCUUUCCUAGAGAAAAAGGAACGCUGUGACUACUUGAAAGCUAAAUUAAGCCACAUCAAAAACAGAAUCCGCACUUUUGACCAGGAAACCAUGACAAGUGAUCGAACAUGAAGGAAAAAAAAAACCUGCAGCAACAGAUGAGCGAUCAUAUUUUUCUCAUUUGUCCCUUUUUUGUGUUUUGUUGUGUCUGUGUAUUGAUUGCAUUGAAGACAUUGUAAUUUAAAUGAAAAGCAUAUUUUUCAUUGAUUGUUAGACAUUUUUGUACAGGGAUCAGCAUGAUGUCAGAGCUGACAUGAAACCCGGUUUAUAACACAAUUAUAACAUCUGAGUUACAACAUUAUACGGGUUAAAUGGUACACUCCUUUUGUACAGCUUUCAUAUCAUGUUGUAUUUUCUUAUUAUGUUCCUGUCAUUUAUUUCAAUGCAGAGGAGCAACAUGUUGAUUCAGUGUAUGUUUUAAA